Nematolebias whitei (Rio pearlfish) is the source of this 2129-nucleotide messenger RNA. RefSeq names its product bifunctional 3'-phosphoadenosine 5'-phosphosulfate synthase 2. Gene Ontology annotation, biological process: 3'-phosphoadenosine 5'-phosphosulfate biosynthetic process; sulfate assimilation. Gene Ontology annotation, molecular function: sulfate adenylyltransferase (ATP) activity; ATP binding; adenylylsulfate kinase activity. The record is from RefSeq and is a predicted model, not a curated record. Lineage: Eukaryota; Metazoa; Chordata; Actinopteri; Cyprinodontiformes; Rivulidae.
GAUCUCGUUAGGUCUACCAACGUGGUGUACCAAGCCCACCAUGUCAGCAGGUCUAAGAGAGGACAGGUCGUGGGCACCAGGGGGGGAUUCAGGGGCUGUACCAUCUGGCUCACAGGUUUGUCUGGUGCUGGGAAGACCACCAUCAGUUUUGCCCUGGAAGAGUAUCUCGUGUCCCACAGGAUCCCCUGCUACUCACUGGACGGAGACAACAUUCGCCAUGGCCUGAACAAGAAUCUGGGCUUUUCUGAUCACGAUCGCGAAGAGAACAUCCGACGUGUCGCUGAAGUAGCUAAGCUUUUCGCAGACGCUGGCCUUGUUUGCAUCACCAGUUUCAUCUCUCCCUUUGACCAGGAUCGUGCUGAGGCGAGGAAGAUCCACGAGAGUGCCGGGCUGCAGUUUCUUGAAGUGUUCGUCCAUGCCUCUCUUGAAGUGUGUGAGAGCAGGGACGUGAAAGGACUGUACAAGAAGGCCCGCGCCGGAGAGAUUAAAGGUUUUACUGGGAUUGACUCGCAGUACGAGCGCCCCGAGGCACCGGAGCUCGUUCUGAAAACCGGAGAGCUCUCAGUGAACGAGUGUAUCCACCAGCUGCUGGAGCUUCUCAGAGACCAGAACAUCGUGCCGGGCGAGAUCCUGGAGGAGGUGAUCGAGCUCUUUGUUCCGGAGAACAAGCUAAAUCUUGCUGUGACCGAUUCAAACACUCUGCCCACCAUCAGCAUCACCGAGUUGGAUCUUCAGUGGGUGCAGGUUUUGGCCGAGGGCUGGGCCAGUCCUCUAAAGGGCUUCAUGAGGGAAAGGGAGUUCCUUCAGGUCCUGCACUUUGGCAACCUGCUGGACGGCGGGGCCAUCAACAUGUCCGUUCCCAUCGUGCUGCCUGUGAGCACUGAGGUCAAGCAGGAGCUGGACGGCUGCGCAGCUGUAGCUCUGGAGUAUCAGGGUUCCCGUGUGGCUAUUCUCAGAAAACCCGAGUUCUACCCCCAUCGGAAAGAAGAGCGCUGUGCCCGACAGUGGGGCACCACCUGCCCUCAACACCCGUACAUAAAGAUGGUUAUGGAAGGAGGUGACUGGCUGGUUGGUGGUGAGCUGGAGGUGCUGGAGCGGAUCAAAUGGAAUGAUGGACUGGACCAGUACCGCUUUACUCCUAAGGAGCUCCAGCAGAAGUUCGAAGACAUGGGAGCAGACGCUGUGUUCGCGUUCCAGCUGCGUAACCCGGUCCACAACGGCCACGCCCUCCUCAUGCAGGACACCAAGCGGCGUCUGCUGGAGCGGGGAUACAAGAACCCGGUCCUCCUCCUACACCCGCUCGGAGGCUGGACCAAAGAUGACGACGUGCCCCUGCAGUGGAGGAUGAGGCAGCACGCUGCCGUCCUGGAGGAGGGCGUCCUGGACCCGGCCAACACCAUCGUCGCCAUCUUCCCCUCACCUAUGAUGUACGCCGGCCCCACUGAGGUCCAGUGGCAUUGCAGAGCGAGAAUGAUCGCCGGAGCUAACUUCUACAUCGUCGGCCGCGACCCGGCAGGCAUGCCUCAUCCUGAAACGAAGCAGGACUUGUACGAUGCCACCCAUGGAGGGAAAGUCCUCACCAUGGCCCCCGGCCUCACCUCGGUGGAGAUCAUUCCCUUCAGGGUCGCUGCCUACAACAAAACCAAGAAGGGUAUGGACUUCUACAACCCAGAGCGUCAAGCUGAGUUUGAGUUCAUCUCCGGAACCAAGAUGAGGAACUUAGCUCGGAGCGGAGAGAACCCUCCCGACGGAUUCAUGGCCCUGAAGGCCUGGAAAGUCCUGGUCGAGUACUACUCCUCUGUUCAGAAGAACAACUGAUAGACCUUCAGCUCAGCAUGAAAUGAUAAAAGCUUUCUUAAAGGGGACAGAUUUUACACGUGCUUCGAUGGCGUGGGAUGUUGGAUUUCAACUGAUGAAGUUCUGAAGAAGAAGACGCAUUUAUACAUUUAUAUAAAUGAUUAUUUUAUAAAAUAUUUUAUAUUUUUAAUGACACAUUAACUUAAGCUUUGUAUUUUAAUAAAUUAAAUGCAUCUUUAUAUUCUUUUUUUUUUAAUAUAUAUAUCUGUUUCCAAGUUUUGGAGCACAUCCCAAGAGAAGGAAAUCCCUUUUAAUUUUAACAUGUGGACAAA